This is a messenger RNA of Benincasa hispida (wax gourd), 1596 nucleotides long. RefSeq lists its product as uncharacterized. The record is from RefSeq and is a predicted model, not a curated record. Gene Ontology annotation, molecular function: protein binding. Lineage: Eukaryota; Viridiplantae; Streptophyta; Magnoliopsida; Cucurbitales; Cucurbitaceae.
AACUCCCAUAUCACCUUUCAUCGUCUUCCAUCAUUUUUCGUCUUAUAGCAAUCUCUUCAUAAUUUCUUGGCUCAAGAUUCUUAUGGCGUUUCAAUUUCAAUCUCGUCUUCGAGUUUGGAAGAUUUUGUCUUCAACAAUUCGGAAAUGGGAAAGAGAUUUUCCUCUGCUCCACGAUUCAUUGCGAAUGCCGAAUUUCUCACUCUCGCCGGCGCAAUCUCGCUGUUUUGCCUCCAAUUCCAUCGAUGACGAUUGGGCCUUCUCAAAGUCCGAGCCAAGAACCAGCCCUCCGCAGCGGCGUUCUCCUCCUCCGGAUCAUCGCGAAGCUCGUCGAGUUCCCAAUUUCAAUAAGGAAGUAUCUGCGCCUUUCCCUGAUGAUAAUCGGAAUCAACGCUUUAAUAGACGUUCGGAAGGUUCCUCUUCUCGAUUCGCAAAUGAAGCGUCGAUUUCGCGGCAAAGGAAUGAGUCUUUAACUCAGAAGGAUUUUAGCUUUCUUGAAAGAUUCAAGCUGAACACUGAUAAUCAGAGUAGUAGUAUAGAGAAGACUGAGGAGAGUUCUUCUGCUCGGUUAUCUGAAUCAAUGCAGGAGAAGCAGUCGCAACCGCAGCGUCCUCCAGAAGCCGAUGAGAUAUUCAGGAAAAUGAAGGAGACUGGUCUAAUUCCCAACGCUGUCGCUAUGCUUGAUGGACUCUGUAAAGAUGGGCUUAUUCAAGAAGCAAUGAAGCUAUUUGCUUUGAUUCGUGAAAAGGGUACAAUUCCAGAAGUUGUGAUUUACACUGCUGUCGUUGAUGGGUUUUGCAAGGCGGAGAAGCUUGAUGAAGCAAUUAGGAUUUUCAGGAAAAUGCAGAAUAAUGGUAUUCCUCCUAAUGCCUUCAGUUUCGGUGUCUUGAUACAGGGAUUAUACAAAUGCAAAAAAUUAGAGGAUGCUGUAGCUUUUUGUAUUGAGAUGUUAGAAUCUGGGCAUUCUCCAAAUCUAAACACUUUUGUUGGCUUAAUUGAUGAGUUAUGCAAUGAAAAGGGCGUGGAUGAAGCUCAUAGUGUCGUAGAAACCUUGAAGCAAAAGGGGUUCUUGAUUAAUGAGAAAGCUUUAAGAGAACUUUUAAAUAAAAGAGCUCCAUUUUCACCACAUAUCUGGGAAGUGGUCUUUGGGAAGAAGAAUAAAAAGGAAUUUUUCUGAGAUUGUUGUCGUAGUUUACAAGUUGUGAAGAUACCAAUCAUAUCACUGAGAAGAAGCCACAAGUUGAAAACAUUGGAACUCAGUAGCCAGAAUGUAAUGAUUGUGUUGAAGAAUAAAAUACUGGUUGAAGAGCGAACAAUGCAACUAUUGAAAUGAGCUCUAAAAGCAGGUCAAGUUUGGGGAACAAAAACUUGUGCAGUCAAGUUCAUCGACCGUUGUGAAAGACUGUGGAUCAAUCGGCCUGGAAGAGAUUAGCUACGGUUUAUGAUGGAUAUUUUUUGCAAGAUUGAACAUCAGAAAAUGUGUUAAAUUUGCCAUUUACCUCUUAGAUUCUUUUUUUAACAACAAUUAUGUAAAGUUAUGAAUAUUUCCUUGCUUCCUACCACUAAUGACUAUAGAGAGAUUGACAUUUUUUUUUCCAA